This is a messenger RNA of Didymodactylos carnosus, 1854 nucleotides long. NCBI's taxonomy places the organism in Eukaryota, Metazoa, Rotifera, Eurotatoria, Philodinida, Philodinidae. The record is from the annotation of a GenBank genome assembly.
CCACGAGGAGAAAGCAAGAGAUAGAAAAAAAGACGUUUCAUUUCUAUGAUUUUUACACUUUUGCCUCUUUUUUUAUUUUGUCAAGACAGAUUCAUUUUAAGAAAAUUACAAUAAGGAAGAAAUUUUGCAUUUGGGUAUAUAACAAUAGCAAUCUAAUCUAAUUGCUUUGAUAGUUCGAAAUAAAAAAAAUGAUGUUUGUGAAACAAGGAAAAAAUCUGGCAUGUAGAAUUCUGACUAAUUUGACUGCAAAAUAAGACGAUUUGUUUAAGAAAAGCAGAUUAUCUCGAAGCAUUUUCCUAUUGAUAGAAUCAGAAAUGAUCAUGGAUAAAAUCUGAAAAGAUCCCUGAAAAAUGGCAGAAUUGAUCCCGUUUACAAGAACUGGUACAGAAAAUGCAGAAGGAAUUCUGUUGAAUUGGUUCUGAAGUUUUGAUUCUGGUUAUGAAUUUCCGUUUUUCUUCUGCAGAAUUCAUUCCGAUUGUUGUCUUGUGCUAAAAUCUGUCCUAUAUAGGACAGACUUUCAUACAAGACAACAGCCAAAAUCAAUUCUGCAGAAGAAAUAAAUAAAUUUUUAACCGGGAUUAGAACUGAAGAAGAGAUAAAUAAACAACCUUGUUCUAGAAUCAAAAAUGUAGAACAAAUUUAACGGAUCACUUCUGCAUUUUCUGUACCAGUUUUUGUAAACAGGAUCAAUUCUGUCAUUUUUUUGGAGAUCAAAUCUAUUUCUGUCCUAUGAUCAUUUUAUUUUCUGUGAUGAAACUGUUUUAUCCACUUUAAACAAUUUACAGCCUUUUUCAUAGGAAAAAAAACAAAUUAUAGUUCAAAAUUGAUGACUUUUGUUUUUUUGAGCGUUAAUUCAAUGGAACAUAAUGAUGGUUUUUAUGAAUAGGAGAAAAAAUUGUUUACAGUAAAAUCUUUCUGUAUAUUCGCAUUUUGCGUUCAUUUCUUACUUGUUUAGAAGAACAAUAUUAAUAUAAGUUAAUGAUCAGAGCACAUCUUUUUUUCUUCCUUCUUCUUCUAAGUCUCUUGCAGUGGAUUCUUAUUAAACAGAUCAGAUAGAGAUCAUUAACACUUUGUAUUCAAUUUAGAGUAUUAGAGUACAUGUUUCUUUAUUUCUUUUGUCAUUCGUUGAUCAUGCGUUUUACUACAAUUAAAGUGUGAAGAAAAGGAAGAGAUCAAAUUUUUAUUGAGAAGCUAUUUUGUCAUCAAGGGAAAUAUGACUAAUAAAGAACAUCGAGUGGAAACAAACGCUAAUUGACAGCCUUUCCUAACAGAUUUGUAUUCAGUGCGCGAAAAAUCGUUGACAAGAGAUUGGUAAAGUGAUCAUAUAUUUAUUAGACUAAAAUAUUUUUGAAAACCACAUAUUCUACAUUUUAAGACAUUUAUCUUUGAACUAAUAGAAUGAAAAAAUAUGGUCAAAAAGUGCAAAACUUUUCUUUAGAAUAAAAUUUUUCUAUUUUAGGUGAAAAGCCACAUAAAUGUAUUGUGUGUGGUAAAGCAUUUUCUCAGUCAUCAAAUUUAAUCACUCACAGUCGUAAACAUACCGGUUUUAAACCGUUUCAAUGUCAAAGAUGUGGUCGAGCAUUUCAACGUAAAGUUGAUUUAAGACGUCAUAUUGAUACACAACAUGGUCCUGAAUAUAUUAAUGAAAAUGUAGCAUUAGCUUCAACAACGAUCAAUUCUGAUAUCUGUAUACCACGUCAUUCAACACCAUCAACUGAACGACAACAAAAUGAUUCAACUACAAACAGCAAUAGUGAUCAUUCAUCUGUUGGUGAUUGUUCAUUAUCUAGUCAAAAACAACGAAUUUUAGAUCCGGUUGGAAUUAUUAUUCAAGAACUUGCUAAUAGAACCUAA